GACAAGCUUAUGUCACGCUGAUCUCUGCUAGAUCUGAGAGUGAGCGAGCGAACAAGACGCCUGCCGCCACAGCACAAGAUGUAGGAAAAUCUUGGCUUCGUACUCCUUUCGGGUGGAUCGGUCCAAAUGGCCUCUCUGCUUCUACGAAGCUCAUCUAUAGGCUAUUACAAUCAAGCGCAUAGACUCCGCAGGCUUUAGCGCGAUGGUAUGACUCGAAUAGGCAAGUAAGCGUGCGGAGAAUCAUGCAUCUAGUCGAUCUCAUUUUGUAGAAGAAGACGUUUCAGACCGAACAAAUCCAAUGGCUCUUUAACUCUCAGAACCGAAUAUCGCCGAUGGACAUUGUUCAUGAGAUUUACAAGACGACGAUGCACGAGUAUAAGAAGGUGAAUGCGUUUUGGUAGAGUGAUCUUUAGUUACACCGACUACAAGGCACUCCAUCAUGGCGACGCAACGAUUAGCUGCAUGGGCCACGAGCCUUCGACCCGAAUCCUUGCCGGAGGGAGUCAAGAACGCAGCCGCGAGAUCGCUGUACAACUAUGUUGGGUGUGCGAUCGGAGGAUCAAAGCAUCCAACAGCGACCAAAGCAUAUGAUGCCAUGACGCCAUUCUUUGGCCAACCCACUUCCACACUUCUUGGACAACGACGCAAGGUCGAUGCUCAACAUGCAGCCCUGAUCAACGGUAUUGCGAGCCAUGUCCACGAUUACGACGAUACACACCUGGAGACCAUCAUUCACCCCACUGGUCCCGUCGCUAGCGCAUUGUUGGCUUUUGUCGAGUACAGACCGAAGUCUACGGCUGGCACGGAGGUACUGUGUGCAUUGGUAGCUGGCAUUGAGGCCGCUUGCAAGCUUGGUCUUUCGGUCUGGCCACACCACUACGAUAUUGGUUGGCAUAUUACUUCUUCCACAGGGAGCAUCGGCGCCGCUGUAGCCGUUGGCAAGAUGCUGGAACUCGACACCGAAGCCAUGGCUCAUGCUAUCGGUAUCGCGGCAGUCCAAUCAACAGGUAUGAGGGAGAUGUUCGGGUCCGAUACAAAGUCUUUCCAUGUCGGCCGAGCCGCUCAGAACGGUCUGCUCGCAGCCAUGCUCGCCUCAAAGGGAUUCACGAGCUCUCUCUCGGCAUUAGAGGCCAAGAGAGGCUGGGCAAACAUCGUCGCUGGAGGUGGGACACCACGACUGGAUCACUACAUUGAUCAACUCGGAUCCAUCUGGGAGAUCGAAAAGAAUGCUUUCAAGCCUUUCCCUUGUGGUAUUGUAUGUCAUCCCGCUAUCGAUGGCUGUAUUCAGCUACACCAUGAGCUCGCCGAGAAAGGUAUCAAGAUCGACGACAUAGUCAAAGUCGAGGAGAAGGUUCACCCAUUGGUCAUAGAGUUGACGUCGAAACGAACACCAUCGGACGGACUCGAAGCCAAAUUUUCAGUCUUUCAUGGUUCCGCCGUCGGUCUGCUCCUGGGCAAAGCUGGGCCAGCACAGUAUGAAGACAGUGUGGUCAGAGACCAAGCGGUCAUCUUCCUUCGGGAUCUUAUCGACGCUCAUUCCGAUGAAACCCUCAUGGCGGACGAGACGUACUUGACGGUCCACCUCAAGGAUGGCUCAACACUCGAGAAACACAUCGAGCACGCCGUCGGAUCACUCGAAGUUCCGAUGACAGACCAACAGCUGAUUGACAAGUUCAUCGAUCAAUGUUCGGCUGUCGUGGGCAGCGACAAAGUCAAGGGUGUAAGCGAUGCUUUAUGGAGAUUGGGAGACAGCGAGGAUGUCAAGCAAAUUCUACAGGGCAUGUGAGACAUUUCGACACUGCUCUUUACAUGAUAUACAUCUCUAGAAUACAUAGAGUGAUUGGCCGGUUCUGACAAUCACGCCGGGGAAGAACCUAUUGCAUAUCUCUUUACGAGGGCUUUCAUGGAAAGCUAUACUCAGGUGCAGCGAG
Molecule: messenger RNA, 1931 nt
Organism: Kockovaella imperatae
Lineage: Eukaryota; Fungi; Basidiomycota; Tremellomycetes; Tremellales; Cuniculitremaceae
Product: 2-methylcitrate dehydratase
Exons: 2
Coding region: 440-1786 (448 amino acids)
Molecular function (GO): lyase activity
Source: RefSeq, a predicted model, not a curated record